Sesamum indicum (sesame) is the source of this 2646-nucleotide messenger RNA. RefSeq names its product mucin. The record is from RefSeq and is a predicted model, not a curated record. NCBI's taxonomy places the organism in Eukaryota, Viridiplantae, Streptophyta, Magnoliopsida, Lamiales, Pedaliaceae. Gene Ontology annotation, biological process: response to stress. Gene Ontology annotation, cellular component: phagophore; autophagosome.
ACGUACAUGUGUGAAGACAUUCCUCUGAGGCCGCAGCCUUCUGAAGUGCCUCGGUCAGCCACCCGCACCGCCGCCUAUCUACCGCCGGCGAGCCCUCUUUCUUCUUUUACUUGCACUAUGAGGGUAUUCUUGUUUCUCACUGGUUUAAUGCUAAUUGGAGUUUGUUGAUGAUCCUGACCUGAUUUUGUGGUGGAAUCAUCUUAAUUGGCUUCUCUGGAACACAAAUGUUGCAAUGGAUUUAAGAAUAAAAGGUAAAUUCUGGGCUGGGAACAUAUACAACCAGUUUGAGUCAAUUUGUCAGGAUGUUGAUGAUUUUAUGAGCAAGGAUACUAUGAAAUUUGUCGAGAACCAGGUGCAGAGUGUUGGUGUGAGUGUCAAAAGAUUUUACUCUAACGUGGUGCAAGAUAUACUUCCCCUUUCUGAGGACAUUGUGGAACCCAAAGCAUUGUUGGAGGAUGGUGGACAAGUUGACAUGUGGGAUCAUGUUAAUUCGGUCGCAGGCAUGAGAACAACACCAACUUGUAUUAAUGAAGAGCAAUUGUCAGAAAAUCAUGGUUCUAUUGAUACUAUGAGAAACUCUGAUGCAUUGUUGCCAUUUGAACUUGACCAUGUAACUCAAUUUCCUAAGCCGCCUGAUGCAAACUUUCCUGAAGAGGCAGAAACUCCUCUACAUUUAACAGAAGAUGGUGAUGGCAAGGAUGAUGCAGACAAUAGCGUAGAAGAGAAUAUGCCAAGGGGUUCAGCACCUCUGGCCGAAAAUGAAAUAUUUUCUGGGACGUCUGAUGAAGAUAAUGAGAAUUCCACGCUGUUCAUGGUUUCUUCAGCUGCACUUUCAGCUCAUGAAGCAGGGCUUUUGACCAUUGAAAAGGAAAGGAUCUCAUGCAAUAGCUUUUCAAAUGAUGCGGAGUAUCUUUCUAAUACUUCGAGCAGUGGGUUAUUGUUUGAAAAUAAGUUAACAGUGGUUGAGGAUCCAUCUUUUGAUGAAAAUACGAGCUUAUCUGCAGCUUCAGUAGCUUCAGCUGAUAAAGUUAAUGAAGAUAAUAGUAUGUUAAUGGAUUCACAACCUCCUUCUGCUUGCAAUGUGGUUCACGGAUCCUUUUCGAAAAAUGGGAUUCUUGGUGAUAGCUUUUCGACUAAAGAUGUGAGUUCUGAUGAAAGUACAAGCUUAUCUGUAGCUUCAGUAGCUUCAGCUGAUAAAAUUAAUGAAGAUAAUAGUGUGUUAAUGGAUUCACAACCUCCUUCUGCUUGCAAUGUGGUUCACGGAUCAUUUCUGAAAAAUGGGAUUCUUGGUGAUAGCUUUUCGACUAAAGAUGUGAGUUCUGAUGAAAAUACAAGUUUAUCUGCAGCUUCAGUAGCUUCAGCUGAUAAAGUUAAUGAAGAUAAUAGUGUGUUAAUGGAUUCACAACCUCCUUCUGCUUGCAAUGUGGUUCACGGAUACUUUUUGAAAAAUGGGAUUCUUGGUGAUAGCUUUUCGACUAAAGAUGUGCUUUCUGAUGAAAAUACAAGCUUAUCUGCAGCUUCAGUAGCUUCAGCUGAUAAAGUUAAUGAAGAUAAUAGCGUGUUAAUGGAUUCACAACCUCCUUCUGCUUGCGAUGUGGUUCACAGAUCCUUUGUGAAAAAUGGGAUUCUUGGUGAUAGCUUUUCGACUAAAGAUGAGAGUUUUGAUGUGUCAAGCUCUGCCCAAUCACCUGAACUUUCAUUUUCAUAUUUUUCUUGUGAUGAUGAUGAAGAAGAAGAAGAGACAUAUGUUUUCUCUUCCAAGUCUUCUAUCUCCCCAAAGUCUUCUAAUAUCUUGGAGUCUACAUCUGCAAGUUUUAUUAACAAGGCUGAAAACAUCGACCAUUCUGAAGCUGAGCGUAACAUUUCCACUCCGUCCUCCAGAACAGCUUAUGAAACUAAGGCCAUGUGUAUGCUUCCUGCAAUUUCAAUCUUGAAAUCAAAUGAUAAUAACACUUCUCCAAGUGAUGGAUCAGAUUUUGUGGAUGGUUCUUUCAAAAGCAGGCAUGGAGAACACUACAAUGAUGGUCAAUUUGCAAUAUCUCCAUCUGAAGCUGGUAAUUUAGAGAACGAACAUGAAUUUGGUCUUGGUAUCAGUGACCUAAUGGAAACAGUUGAUCUUUCCCCUGAUGUGAAGCAUGAUGAAAGAACUGUUCCUUUCAAUGGUUACUAUGCCCGAGUUGCCUCUCACCAUAGAAGAAAUUUCAGAUAUUACAAGAAUUUGAUACAGGAUGCCUUCACUUCUCGGAAGAGGCUGUCCAAGGAAUACGAGCACUUGGCUUUCAUGUUUGGAGACAUUGAUAUGGAAUCAAGUCAGGAUUUUGAGCCAAGAUCAUUACCCACUUUCCCCCACACAUAUGCAGAUGCAGUGAGAACACAGUUGUCUCAAGAGAUGUACGAAACUGAGUGGGAGCUGCUGUAAGCGGUGCAGUUCAUUCAUCAUUUUAGUCAUUUUACCUUCCGUUAUUCAUAAUGCAGGGAUGAUUGCACAUAUAUAGUUUAGUUAUAAAUCAUGUCUACCUUCCAAAUAUGGGUGUUGGUAAUAGGAGCUCAAGUUUUUAAUAAUCAUUAAUUGAACUUCAGACACCACUUUUUUCCUGAAAAUGUGGAAAGACUAGUUUUUGUCCAAUCUUUACAGCAUUUAUGAUC